Messenger RNA from Orussus abietinus, 4428 nucleotides. RefSeq names its product nardilysin. Gene Ontology annotation, molecular function: metal ion binding. NCBI's taxonomy places the organism in Eukaryota, Metazoa, Arthropoda, Insecta, Hymenoptera, Orussidae. The transcript has 15 exons. The coding region runs from base 860 to 4042 and encodes 1060 amino acids. The record is from RefSeq and is a predicted model, not a curated record.
AUAAGGGAUUAAUUAUGGCUUGAAUAAUUAUAAACUAGAUCAUUAAGAAGUCAAGAAUAUAUGAUACUUUUUUUAUUAAUAAUAAAAUCAUAAUUGGGUGCAUAAUAAUUAUUACGUUUUGCCUUAAUUUCUCUAUGAAAUCUUGCAUCAGUAUUACUUUUCGAGUGAAAUUAAUGAAAUAAAACCUGUAAGUAUCGGUCGAAUGAAACUAAAAACAAAACAAAAAGAACAUGUAACUGCAUAUUUUGAAAUGUUUUGAGGUGCAUCUAAAGAACUGAGUUUUAACAGGUUUUAAUCUUGUAAUAACUAGCGAUUGUGUAUAUCACUCUAGAACCAAGUGCCCUAGUUACGUUUGGUUGGCAUGAAGAAACUGAAAGAACCAAGAUGUCUGCAAAAGUUGGCACAAUGGUCCCUGAUAUCAAAAAAGUUCCACUUCAGAUUUCACCGCAUUUACAAACGUACGAUUGCCGAAUGAUCAUAAAUAAUUGCGAUAUGAAUGCAGUAACUGACUAUAAGCAAAGAAUACAGAUGUCUCUCUGAAUUCUUUGCUAUAAGUAUUCAAUAAUUAUCUUAGAAUUUUCAAAUUUACAACUGUUUAAAUUAGAAAGUGGAAUCGUAGUUCCACGUGACAUUCCCCUCUACCGGUUUAACAUUUUGGCGUAAACCGCAAAAAUUUUCGCGUGCAGUUUUCCUUAUUGGCAAAAGCGGUGAAUCACGACGAAUGCGUGGCACAAUGUAACGGGAAUUUGCCUGAUCAGUCGACAGGAAUCUCUCCGGAUCCUUCCAUACCCGGCAGUACCGGCUCACCCGGCACGAAUUGUAUUGGCUACUCGGCUUGCAAUUACUUGUCAAAUACAAGAUGGAACUCGAUGGAAGAAAUCGCUUCGAGCCUGAUGCUAGACAAAAUAAUGGUAUCCACUAUUUGGAUCCACCUAUUAAAUCAGAAUCUGAUAAAAAAGAAUAUAGAGUUAUCAAAUUGGCAAAUGGAUUAACUGCGUUGCUCAUCUCAGAUUUUUGUUUAAAGUCUAACUUUGAUGCAGAAGGAAAACCGCAAACAGGCGAUAUUGCUGGAAAUUAUGUUAAUUUCUUAAACCAUGAGUCUUGGCAGGAAGAAGAAAAACUGGCUAGUUGUUCUUUAACGCUGGAUGUUGGAAACUUCUCUGAUCCGGAAGAAGUUUAUGGCUUGGCUCUUUGUUUGAAGCAUAUGAUCGUCGCAGGAUCUGAGAAGUACCCACAGGAAAAUGAUUUUGAUGAAUUUGUUAAAACGUUUGAUGGUUUUCAAUGUGCUAUAGCAGAGGGUGAUCAUACCACGUUCUUCUUUGAGAUAAAAGAAGAUUACUUACUCCCUGCCGUGGACCGUUUCACACAACUUUUUAUUAAUCCUCUCUUAAAGAGAAAUGCAUUUAACAAAAUAAAACAAGCUGCAGCCAAUGAAUUUCAGUUGAAUGAAGGAAUUGAUUGCAAUCGUAAACAUAUGCUGUUGGGAAGUCUACUUAAGCCUGGUCAUCCUGCUUCACGAUUUUUGGGGGGCAACUUAAAAAUAAUACAAAAUUAUAUUACGGAUGAUAAAUUAUUCGAGGUACUAUAUAUCUUUUAUAAACGAUAUUACAGUGCACAUAGAAUGACAGUGGCAAUACAAGCUCAAUUUUGUUUAGAUGUAUUGGAAACAUACGUCAAGGAUUAUUUUUCGGCAAUUCCAAAUAAUGGACUGCUGCCCGAUGAUCUUUCUCGAUUUGACUGUGGUGUGACUGCCUUUGAUAUUGAGAAGUUUCGAAAAAUCUAUAAAAUGAAACCUGUUGACAAUACUUGUGAGGUUAUGCUUUCAUGGAUAAUGCCUCCUGAGUUUAGACAUCGCAAUGAUAAAGUUCAUAGAUACGCUGCAUGGAUUUUGGGACAUGAAGGUAAAGGCAGUUUAGCCAAUUAUUUUCGUAAAAAACUCUGGUGCUUGGAACUGAGCGCUGGAAUUAAAGGAUCCAGUUUCGAAAGCAAUAGCUUUUAUUCUUUAUUCAAUAUCAGUGUGACUUUAACCGAUGAAGGCCGGAAGCAUUUAAGGGAAAUCUUGGAUUCUAUAUUUUCUUAUAUCAAUUUAUUACAUAGAAAAAAUCCAUGCAAAUCACUGUACGAUGAAAUAAAACGAACAAUGGAUUUCGAGUUCAGAUUCGUUGAUGAACUGCCUGUCAACGUAAAUACAUAUUUCCUUUCCUGGGGAAUGCAAAAAUAUUCUAAAUCAACUGAUUAUGUCAUUGGCAAAUAUUUAUGUCCCGAGUUUAACCAACAAGUAAUUAAAGACUAUUUGCAAAAUAUCACUCCAGACAAUGUUAACAUUAUGAUUGCUGAUAAACAAUUUGACGAUGCUAUGUUGAAAAAUGUUGAACCUCGGCUCCGAACGAAAUAUAUUUGCGAAGAAAUACCUACAGAGUGGGUGGACCGAUGGAGAACAAUAGAGCCUUAUGCCGAAUUUCAUUUACCAGAACCGAAUACUUUUCUACCAGACGAUUUCUCUUUGAUUUCACCCACUACAGAUAUUUUCAAAUAUCCCGUCGAAAUUUACCACGACGAGAUAGCUGAAAUUUGGUAUAAACCAGAUUACAAAUACAAACGUCCUCAAUGUUACAUGAAUGUUUUGCUUAUCUUCGAAUGUGCAUUUGUUUCGCCAAAACAUGCAGUUGUGUUGGACGUAUUAAUUCCUGUUCUGAAGCAUUUACUCGCAGAGCAAUUGUAUCCUGCUAGCUUGGCGAAACUUAAUCACUCUAUCGAUGUGGGUUCAAGAAGCAUGACCAUAAAAGUUAAUGGAUUUAAUCAAAAAGUGCCGAGCUUACUACAUAUUAUACUGAAAUAUCUGGUAGACCUGCCCAAUUUGGUAACAGAAGAAUUAUUUAACAGCAAAAAAGCAACAAAACUGAAGGAGUAUCGAGAUCACUUUAUAUUGCCAUCGAAUUUAAUAUGGGAUGUGCAUAAGUCUAUCACAGUGAUGACAAAUUGGACAACCGUUGACAAGCAUGCAGUUCUAAGUACACUUGAGUUUGACGAAUUUAAAUUUCUUGCAUCUAUGUAUCUGAGUCGAGCUAGUAUUCGUUUCCUUGCACAAGGGAAUAUUCUUGAAAAUGAGGUAAUUGAAUGUGGUAAGAAGUGUCUUGGGAUUUUGAAUUGUCGACCUGCAUUGCGGAGCGCAUUUCCACAGCAAAGAAACGUUCAACUGCCUCCAGGUCAAUGGUUAUGUAAAGUAAAAAACAUCGAUCCUAGUGUAACAAUGUCGGCUGUAAUGAAUUACUAUCAAGUGGGUUUCACAGAUCAAGAAUUAAGACUCAAGAUUGAACUGUUAACAUUUAUUAUGAAACAACAAAAGUUUGACAAAUUGAGGAUACAGCAUCAAUUGGGUAAUGGUGGGAUGUACGAGUUUCAACUAUCACUUAAUGUUAUUGGUUUGAUAAUUAAUAUUGUGAAGAAUACUGAUAAGUUCACAACUGAAAACAUAGAUGAAAAUAUAGACGCCUUUCUAAAGUCAUUUCUUGAAGCUUUAGAGAAAAUGUCAGAGGAGGAAUUCAGGGACUUUCAAGAUUCUCUAAUCAAAAACGAUAAAUUGAGUGCCGAGUUUACUUUGUCGGACGAAGUCAGCAAAAAUUGGGUCGAGAUUGUUAACUCGUACUUCAAUUUUGAUGCAUAUGAGAAAGAGAUUGAUGAUAUUAAAAAAUUAACGUUGGAAGAUGUUAAGGAAUGUAUGAAGAAUUAUUUCAUUAACGGACCGAAUAUGCGGAAACUGAGUAUUCAUGUGAUAGGAGCCACAAAAAGCGACUUGGGCGAAGUUGAAGAAAUCACGGAAGAUAUUAAAUCAUUUGCAGUGACAGAAACGGAAGUCGAAAAGUUAGAAAAAUUAAAAUCGAAUUUGGAAAACGUGUAUCAAGAGCGAGUUAAAUCUUUUCUCGACCGUAAUCUAAAGUUGGAUGAGAACGAUAGUGCAAAUUCUGGAGUGCGUUAUAUUGUUGACGUAGAACACUUCAAACACACCCUUCCUCUAUACCCUAUACAUUUUCCUGAAUCAUAGCAGCGAUUUUGGAUGUAUUUGCUUUAAAUGCUUUUAUAUUACAUGACAUUGACAGGAACAGCAGCAUCAAUAACAAUCACAUAAUAAAUAGCAUUUAUUAUUGAAAAUGUUAAGGUAAUUUAAACACUUAGUUGACAUUACUUUUUAUUUUGUAAGGAUUAUUUUAUUUUGAAAUUAUUUUUCUAGAUUGUAAUAAACAUUAGGAACUAGUUUUGAGUAUAACAUACAUCAAUUGUUGAGAUUUAAAUGAAUAAUCUAUAUUUUCUUAUACACAUAGUAUUUUAAAGAAAUUGCGAUGCUGAAAAAGCUACUUUCAUCUGAAGUAAAAAACAUUAUCCCUGUAUAAGGUCUACUUUUAUAAUAAUAAAUAAUCUCAUAAGCACAAA